Zingiber officinale is the source of this 550-nucleotide messenger RNA. RefSeq names its product glycerophosphodiester phosphodiesterase GDPDL1-like. The record is from RefSeq and is a predicted model, not a curated record. Lineage: Eukaryota; Viridiplantae; Streptophyta; Magnoliopsida; Zingiberales; Zingiberaceae. The transcript has 3 exons. Gene Ontology annotation, molecular function: glycerophosphodiester phosphodiesterase activity. The coding region runs from base 40 to 327 and encodes 95 amino acids.
AGCUGCGCAAGUUUCGACUCGUUCACUCUGGCGACGAGGAUGGCGAGCGUUUGCCGGAAUGGAGGUUACGGCGAGUGCUUCUCCAUUAAAAGGGAUUUAUCUUUGGGAUUGUGGAAUGUUGUUAAAUGUGUUUAUUUUUGUCGCACUUCUCAUGGGGCUGCAGCUGCAAAUUCUUCCGCACAAUGGCAGACCUUGAGUGGUAAUGCUCCCUUAGUUAUAUCACGUGGCAGCUUCUAUGGAGUUUUCCCAGAGUCCAGCCAGUAUGCUUACCAAUUUGCACUGGCAAAUAGUGUGGAAAAUGUAUUUUAUAUUGUGACCUUCAAUUAACAAAAUAUGGAGCUGGAAUCUGCCAGUCAGAUUAUAGACUGGAUAAUUCAACAACUAUUUCAUCUGUCUUCCCGGAAGGGCAAAAACUUAUCCUGUCAAUGGAAAACAGCUUCAAGGAUGGUUUUCUGUUGAUUUCACUUCAGAUCAAUUAGAUAACAAUGUCUCAUGUGAGUGUAGCUUUUUUAUGUUUACUAUUGAGUUGUAUUAACUUUUUUAUGCAGUC